Molecule: messenger RNA, 5607 nt
Organism: Equus quagga
Lineage: Eukaryota; Metazoa; Chordata; Mammalia; Perissodactyla; Equidae
Gene: COG7
Product: component of oligomeric golgi complex 7
Exons: 17
Coding region: 193-2505 (770 amino acids)
Biological process (GO): Golgi organization; intracellular protein transport; retrograde vesicle-mediated transport, Golgi to endoplasmic reticulum
Cellular component (GO): COG complex
Source: RefSeq, a predicted model, not a curated record
CGCAGCGAGGGUCAUUCCCAGCCGUAUGCUUCAGCGAGUUGACGGAGGGGCCAGUUGCUGGUGCUGUGGACUCGGGUGUGCGCCCUCCCAGGCCAGCCCCGGUGCUCUUGCAGGGCCUCCGGAAUCUGCAGUCUCGUUGCCGCCCGGAGACAGCCUUGAAGGCCUGGACGCCGAGGCUGAAGCGGGGCGGCCAUGGACUUCUCCAAGUUCUUGGCCGAAGACUUCGACGUGAAGGAGUGGAUCAACGCGGCCUUCAGGGCUGGCCCCAAGGAGGCGGCGGCCGGGAAGGCGGACGGCCACGCGGCCACCCUGGUGAUGAAGCUGCAGCUGUUCAUCCAGGAGGUGAACCACGCCGUGGAGGAAACAAGUCACCAGGCCCUUCAGAACAUGCCCAAGGUGCUCCGUGAUGUGGAAGCCCUUAAACAGGAGGCGUCUUUUCUGAAAGAACAAAUGAUUCUUGUCAAGGAGGACAUUAAAAAAUUUGAACAAGACACGUCUCAGUCGAUGCAGGUAUUGGUAGAAAUCGACCAGGUCAAGUCCAGAAUGCAGCUGGCCGCAGAAUCACUUCAAGAAGCAGACAAGUGGAGCACGUUGAGUGCUGAUAUUGAGGAGACAUUUAAGACUCAAGACAUAGCUGUGAUUUCUGCCAAGCUAACAGGUAUGCAGAACAGCUUAAUGAUGCUUGUUGAUACACCAGACUACUCAGAGAAGUGUGUGCACUUGGAGGCACUGAAGAACAGGCUAGAGGCCUUGGCCAGCCCCCAGAUUGUAGCAGUGUUCAGCUCCCAGUCUGUAGAUCAGUCCAAAGCGUUUGUGAAAAUUUUUACUGAAAUUGACCGGAUGCCCCAGCUUCUUGCAUAUUACUACAAGUGUCACAAGGUCCCGCUUUUAGCAGCCUGGCAAGAGCUGUGUCAGAGUGAGCUCCCCCUGGACCGGCAGCUCACUGGGCUCUACGACGCCUUGCUCGGUGCUUGGCACACGCAAAGCCAAUGGGCUACGCAGGUUUUCAAGAACCCCCACGAGGUGGUGACUGUGCUGCUGAUUCAGACCCUGGGGGCCUUGGUGCCCUCUCUGCCCAUCUGCCUCAGCUCCGGUGUGGAGCGGGCAGCACCUGAGCUGGAGCUCACCAAACUGCUGGAGUUCUACGAUGCCACCGCCCACUUUGCCAAGGGGUUGGAGAUGGCACUGCUUCCCCACCCACAUGACCACAACUUGGUGAAAGUCAUGGAACUGGUGGAUGCUGUGUAUGGUCCGUACAAACCCUACCAGCUGAAGUAUGGCGACAUGGAAGAAAAAAACCUCCUCAUCCAGAUCAGCGCCGUGCCUUUGGAGCACGGAGAGGUCAUUGACUGUGUGCAGGAGCUGAGCCACUCCGUGAACAAGCUCUUUGGCUUGGCGUCUGCAGCCGUUGACAGAUGCAUCAGAUUCACCAAUGGCCUGGGGACCUGCGGCCUGCUGUCAGCCUUGAAAUCCCUUUUUACCAAGUAUGUGUCUGAUUUCACCAGUACUCUGCACUCAAUACGAAAGAAGUGCAAGCUGGAUGACAUUCCGCCCAACUCCCUCUUUCAAGAAGAUUGGACGGCUUUUCAGAACUCCAUUAGGAUAAUAGCCACCUGUGGAGAGCUCUUGAGGCAAUGCGGGGACUUCGAGCAGCAGCUAGCAAACAGGAUUUUGUCCACAGCUGGGAAGUAUCUGUCUGACUCCUACAGCCCUCGGAACCUGACCGGUUUUCAGGAUAGCAUCUUGAUAGACAAGAAGAGCUCUGCCAAGAACCCGUGGCAAGAAUAUAAUUACCUCCAGAAAGAUAACCCUGCUGAAUAUGCCAGUUUAAUGGAAAUACUUUACACCCUCAAGGAAAAAGGAUCAAGUAACCACAACCUGCUGUCUGCAUCUCGGGCGGCCCUGACUCGUCUUAACCAGCAGGCCCACCAGCUGGCUUUUGAUUCGGUUUUCCUGCGCAUCAAACAGCAGCUCCUUCUCAUUUCCAAGAUGGACAGCUGGAACACAGCCGGCAUUGGAGAGACCCUGACCGACGACCUGCCCACGUUCAGUCUCACCCCUCUCGAGUACAUCAGUCAUAUCGGGCAGUAUAUCAUGUCCCUCCCCCUGAAUCUCGAGCCGUUUGUGACUCAGGAGGACUCUGCCUUAGAGCUAGCAUUGCACGCCGGAAAACUGCCAUUUCCUCCGGAGCAAGGGGAUGAAUUGCCCGAGCUGGACAACAUGGCUGACAACUGGCUGGGCUCGAUCGCCAGAGCCACGAUGCAGACCUACUGUGACGUGAUCCUCCAGAUCCCCGAGCUGACGCCACACUCCACCAAGCAGCUGGCCACUGACAUUGACUACCUGAUCAACGUGAUGGACGCCCUGGGCCUGCAGCCCUCCCGCACCCUCCAGAACAUCGUGACGCUCCUGAAGGCCAAACCGGAGGAUUAUAGGCAGGUCAGCAAAGGCCUGCCCCGCCGCCUCGCUGCCACGGUGGCCGCCAUGCGGAGCGUGGACUACUGACCUGCCGCGCAGCUGCUGAGAGGGGGUCAGGGCUGGGGCACUGGCUCACAGCAACUCUCCAGAAUAGAAUCGCUCUCAAACCCGCCCAGGAGUGGGCAGUUUAUUUCAAAAAGACUUGCUUCGUAUUAUAAUCAAAAAAACCCUUGUAAAUUAGAGGUUUAUUAUUUAUAAGAGGGAUUUUCAGAUGAUUUUUUUAAGUGAUCUGAUCUUAAAAAUGGAAUUAAUAAAUACUGUGAAAUGAAAGAAGGCUGUUUUCAUCCUUCUUUCUUCAGUGAGCGUCUGUCCUUCCCAUGUGCCGUGCUGUUCACACUGGGGACGCGGCGGGAAGAAAGCCGGCAGUGGGAAAAGGAGGGAGGGAGAAUCAGCAGAUAAACCAAGAGGAGAUGGUGUCAGACGUUAGUGCGAGGGACAAAGAGGGCGUCAGGGUGGAAGGCGGCUGGGAUAAGGUGGGGGGGCAACCCCGAGACCUGAAGGAUGAGAGACACGUGUGCUAAAGAGCUCUGGGAGGAGCAUUCUGGUGGAGGGAAGAGCUCAGGCCAGACCCUGCGGUCCGUGGUCAGCAGCGUGGAAGCAGGCGUAGGAAAUAAGGUCAGAGAGGAAGGGGGCCAGAGCCUCGAGGUCCUGUAGCCAAAGGAACAACUUGGGCUUUUCCUUUUUCGUUUUUUAAAACUCACAGGAUGAUGUGGAUUCUGUCAGGUUUUUUGCCAAUAUCUUCUGUAUCUGUUAAGAUUGUAUUUGGCUACAAGUAACAGAAUAACGUAAUUUGAGUGACUUAAACAAAUAGGAGUUGAUUUUUCUCAGUAACAAGAAGUCACAUGGUGGCGGCUAUGGGCACUGAUUUAGUGGUUGGGCGGCCAGGACAGGGACCAGCCCCGCUGUGGUCUUGACCUUUCUUUCCCCCAGGCUGGAUGCCUCAUCCUCGCAGGGCGACUCCUGCAGCUGCAGGUGUGGCAUCCGUGUCCAGGGAGGAAGAAACCAGAGAGGGUGCGGCCGAGCGGCAAUCCUGACCCUUCCACAGGGGGAGGCAAAGGCCUUCCCAGAAGCCCCCGCCAACUUGCUCCUAGGCCUCACUGGCCAUUUCUGGUCCCCAGGCAUCCCCCACCUGCAAGGGAGGCUGGGAACGAAGGGAACAGGACUGCUUCUGCCAGCCUCGGUGCUGCUGCCCUUUGGGCUGGAGAGCUGUUGUUCUGAGGCUGUCCUGUGCGUCGUAGGAUGGUCAGCAGCAUCGCUGGCCCCUCCCUGCUGGAUGCCCGUGCUCCUCCUCUAGUUGUGACCGCCAAGAAUGUCUCCAGAUGUGGCCCAGGGGCCAUGUCACCUCCAGGAGAGAAACCCUGGCUUAGACAGUCAGGAUUGGUUGCCUGGGCUGGGCUUGCUGCUGCCCUGAACAGAUGGGGCUUCUGUAGUCCUUUAUGGGAGCUGAGCACGCACUGUGUUCCAGGACGGGCAAGCUUGACUUGUCUCUCCCCCACGCCUCAUGUGAGCCUCGGGAGGCAGGGAGUAUUGUCCAUCUUACACAAGGAACAGAGGUGUGGAGACGGUUAGGAGUUCCCCAGAGUCACUCAGCUGCCACGUGCCAGGCCUGGGGUUCGGAGUGAGCCUGGCGACUGUGCGCCUGCAUCCUGACUGUUGGAUGGGAGGCAUGCAGCGUGACACCGACUCCCAGCGGGUCAGCCUGCUUGUGACUGCCCUCCGGAGCAGCAGCCCCCCAGCCCAGCCUUUCGUGAACCAGCCCCCCAGCUGCCAGGGCAAGUGUCCCACUGGGUCUGUCGUCCAGGGGUUCCCACACAUUCUGUCCUCACAUCCUUGGAACCAGUUUUGCUGGCCCGGAAAGAGCAUCAGCUGAGAACCCACACAAAGAAAAAUAUUUUGGUUUCUCAUGUGGUGCAUCACCAACUGUCCCUGGCAGGGGCUGAGCCCAGCUCCUGCUCCAGAGAAAUGAGAGCUGGAAACCUGGAAGGUGAGACGUGCCGCUGGGAAGUGGAAAGCUCUUCGGGGUGACCUUUGGGCCAGUGUCCACGAGAGCCAUAGGUGUUGAGGGGACAGGCUUGGGCUUAACUCCCAGCUUUGCACCUCCCAGCUGUGUGACCUUGGGAAUGUCACUUCACCUCUCUGAGCCUCAUUUCCUAAUCUGAAACAUGGGGGUCAUAAUGGCACCUAACCAUAGGGUUAUUUGAAGAGCCAGGGAGACAGAGCAAGGCAACAGCAUGUCCUUAGUGCAUGAUAAACGUGAAUUUCCUAGUCCUCCAGUAUCUAUAACCUGCCUCCCCUCUGGGGUAGAGGUGGGAAUUCAGAAUGCCAUUUUCUGGGGAAUUCGAGCCCUGCCAGCCUCAUUUUUGAGUCCUCAACAGCUCUGAAGUUCCCAGUGUAGGAACAGAGCAGCACUUGUCUCUUCCAGACCUGGAGAAAUGGAGGAAAUGCCCCUCUGUCUGACUCAGAGCCUGCUUUCAGAGAUGGGGCCAUUGUCCAUCUUCACUUUGGGCCUGAGCACUGCCCUGAGAGCAGGGAUGACAGCUGACGCCCACUGUCACCUGGCCCCGUCUCAUGCACCUACAGGCAGCUCUAGGGCAGGGAGCGCCCUUCUCGCUCCUGCUGCAAAGUGUCUCUGAACAGAACCUCUCGCAGUUCAGGAUGAGCAUGUGGCCCAGGAGGAUCAAUGAGCCCCAUUCUUGGGGCUUUUGCUGGGACACUCUGAAGGAGGAGCUUUCUUCCCACUGUGGUUGCUGAGCUGAGGGAAUGGAGCCUGGCACAGUGAGGGGAAGAGCAGCACAUGGAGAGAACCAAUUUGAGAGGGACAUCAACACAGAAGAAAGUAAAGCCAGUAGCUAGAGAAAUCACCAGAUCUAGGUGAACCCCUGGAUACAGCCAUGCCUGAAAUCCCUGUACUUUUAUUACAAGAACCAAUUAAUUCCCUUUUUUUAGUUUAAGUCAGUUCAAGUUAACUUUGGUCAAUGAGCUGGCAAAAGGAGACAGAUAACAAUUUGCUCUGCCUGCCCCAUGGCAUCAGAUGAGACAAUAAAUAUGAAAGCCCCAGGCUCCUGUAAGGCACUGGUGUUCUUAUGACCACUGGCAGCAAGAGGAUGAGUCUAGAGUCUCAUCUUUGUC